GUUCACUUGCUCCAUAUUGCGAGCCUCUUGGCCAAGAUGGGCGACCCGAGGUUUACUUGCAACACUUGUUCAGCCUCAUUUGGGCGGUCUGCGCAUCUGAAAAGACAUCAACUUUCCCGUAGCGGCCAUGAAUUACAUCAAUGCACUUAUUGCUUAUGGAAGUUCACUCGCAGAGACUCCCUGCGUAAGCACUGGAAAACUUGUCUCUUGAGAAAGGCUGCUGGUCAUUCUGUUCCUAAUCCGGCGACACGAGGAAGGAAACGGAGAGCCUGUGAUCAAUGUGCAAGCAGUAAGCGAGCAUGCGACUUUAAUUCACCUUGUGGGACUUGCUCAGUGAGAGGCUCCUCGUGCUCUUACUGUCGCAUGAGC
This is a messenger RNA of Trichoderma harzianum CBS 226.95, 369 nucleotides long. RefSeq lists its product as hypothetical. Gene Ontology annotation, biological process: regulation of DNA-templated transcription. Gene Ontology annotation, molecular function: zinc ion binding; DNA-binding transcription factor activity, RNA polymerase II-specific. The record is from RefSeq and is a predicted model, not a curated record. The transcript is spliced from 3 exons. NCBI's taxonomy places the organism in Eukaryota, Fungi, Ascomycota, Sordariomycetes, Hypocreales, Hypocreaceae. The annotation marks the transcript as partial.